GAAAACGCAUUGAUAUUAAUUUCAUAAACAUUGUGACUGUUAGAAAGCCCAUAACUUACAUUGCAUUGUAUGUUCAGCUUAGAGUGUCGUUUGUCCUACGGUGUUCAGCGGUCAGUAAACGCACCACAGUGCGGGACGUUUUUUCGGUUGAACAAUAUAUAGAUCUCUGAGCCUUAUUGUGCCUCAUACAUCAUAUCACCAGGUUGAUGCUGUGCGUGAAUGCAUAAAGUACCACAUCAUAACCUAAAUAAAACCACCAAAAGAGGACAACCUUCCGUGUUCUUUGAUUUGAACACACCCCCUAUAUCUUUGACGCUCCAAACUAGUACAAUCAUCAUCAUCAUCCAUCCUGCACCCCAGAAGUUGCUGAUGGCUUACUUCAAUGAGAGAACAGAGGAACUGAUACUCUUUGCUGAUAUGUCUGCCACUGCAGCUGAUGUUGAGCGCACCCUGACCCUCCCAGCCAGUCCACGAGUGAUUCUACUGGGGCUUGCUGCAGUUUUUGCAACCUUCUAUGUGUUCAACCUGCGGUACCAAGAAGAAGCGGCAAGGACACUGGAGUUUGUUCAAAGUGGCCUCUCCUUGUGCCUGUCGGUCCACCGCUCUUUCGUCCUGUGGCUUCGCUGCUCUCCGUUUGAGCUCCGCCUCCUGCUGACCACCUCAACGGGUGGUCUGGCAAUCAAUACCAGCAGAGUCGGCGCCCAGCUGUUCCUGCAGGACCAGACUUUACCCAGCCAUCUACUUCCUGUGCUGUACUUGUACUCACGCGAAGGGAGUCGGCUUGCUAACGCUACCACAGUACCAUACAGUACCACACAGUACUAUGGAGUGAUGAUGGAGCACACAGACCUCACAGCUCGGAGACCGGAGUUCAAUCCCACCCUCGGCCAUCUCUGUGUGGAGUUUGCAUGUUCUCCCCGUGCAUGCGUGGGUUUUCUCCAGGCAUCUUUUUAUUUUAUCUUCAGUUUCCCCAAAUGGAUCCACAAACAAGGUCCGCUUUUCAUGGGGAUAAAUAACCUUUCGGAAGGUCUUGCUGCACCUGGGACAGUGACUGGGAGGACAGAGGCAGUUGGUCCUGUGGCAGCGAGGACAGAGACAGCUGGGACAGUGGCUGUAGGCGUGGCGGCGAGGACAAUGGCGGCACAGACAGAAGCAGUCGGCAGACGUAGCUUGGACAGUGGCUGCAGGUCUUGAGGUGGCGAGGGCUGAGGCUACUGCGACAAUCACCAAAGGUCUUAUGCCGGGGAGGACAAUGACUGCAGGUCUUGUGGCAGUGAGGACAGUGGCAGUGGGGACAGACACACCUGGCACAUUGACAGCAGUUCCUGUGGCAGCGUAUUCACCAAUUUUGGAGGGAAUCCACAGAUUCUCCUGCCUGAAAUGUUUUAGGUGGUCAUGCUGAUUUUUUCGUAAUCCACUCCAUUGUCCCCAAGGAGAUCAGCACUUUUCCCGUGGAUUGUUGUGAUGGUGAAGGGCCCAAGAAAAUUGGACUCCAGCUUCCCACCCUUACACUGUUGGCUCCUCACAUUCUGUCGCCACACUCUGUCACCCGCUGCAAAGCUGACUUGCUUCCGUUUCAAACUAAUCUCUUGCACGGUUCUCUGCUGAGAUCGGGACGCGUUUUUGAGGACUGUGUCCCUGAUCUCAUCAAGGGAUGCCUAAUGUCCUCGCAAACUGUCUCCGCUCCAAUAUAAUCCUCCACACCGCUGUCCAUCUGUAAAAUAGACAAUAGCUCAUGCUACACUUUCAUUCUACGAAUACAUUCAAUAUGAAAGAAAACAGCAUGGAAAUAUAUUACUUCUUUAAUUUCAUAAUAACAUUAAUUCUUCAUAAUGUCAUUCAACUUAAUACUGCAUUUCACAAACCUGAAAGUCCUCUGGAAUUUCUAUUGGGUAGCAGGCUUCACAGCCAAACAUUAAAAAGUAGGGAGAAUUUGGUUGCUUUUUGGUUCGCAACCCAAACAUAACAGCAUCCAAAUAUUUAGCCCACAUUUCAGGUUUGGACCCUAUCAGUUUACCAAGAGCCCUAAAAGAGAAAAAAAUAGACUGCAAAUCUAUUCAACAAUAUAAUUUGUGAGGGACAACUUGGAUGACAAGGUGACAUUACUUACCUCUGGAUGGUUGCGUUCAUACGCUCCACCAGACUAAUUGGUUUGAGGAUCGUAGGGGGCACACAAACUUCUUUUGAUACCCAAUAUUUUGCAGACAUUCUUAUUGAUCUGGUAACACAUAUACAACUUCAGUAUUGCAUAAUUGCUAAACAUAUGAAGACACCUUAUUUUCAACACAUUAAUAGAUUCCAAUGAGUUGCAGUAAUGUGUGAUAGAACAGUUUCAGCUAAAUGGAAAGGAAAGGUAUACAAAAGUGUGGAGAGACCAGCCAUGUUGUUUGGUUUGGAGACAGGACGCAGAACUGGAGGUAGCAGAGAUGAGGAUGCUGAGGUUCUCAUUGGGAGUGACCAGGAUGGAUAGGAUUAGGAAGGAGUACAUCAGAGGGAUGUUACAUGUUAGAGGCCUUGGAGAUAAAGUCCUUUAGGCCAGACUGAGAUGGUUGGAGACAUAGUGACUAUAUUGGUAGAAGGAUGCUGCCAGGUAGGAGGCAUAGAGGAAGACCAAAGAGGAGGUUUAUGGAUGUAUUGAAGGAGGACAUGAGGGUAGUUGGUGUGCGAGAGACAGAUGCAGAAGACAGGGUUGGAUGGAGGAGAUUGAUUUGCUGUGGCGACCCCUGAAGGGAAAAGCCCAAAGAGAGAGAAAGACGAAGAAUAGAUUCCAAUAAGAUGUAAGUUCUGUGCUUACCGCAUUUACAACCUCACUCCCUUGGUCUGUGAGAAUGCGUUUCGGUGCUACGAAUUGAUGAAUCUGUGACCUCCUCAGCCCUUUUUGUCUUCAGGGGAUAGGCUUGUGGCCACUCGGUGAAAUAGUCCGCCAUCACGCACACAUACGUGUGUCCAUUGUUUGUGGUGGUCAGUUUGCCAAUGAGGUCCAUACCCACAAGUUCAAAUGGCUGUGUGACCUAAAAAAAAAACAGUGAAACAUUAAAUUAGCUUUGACACCAGCCAGAACACCCAGAACACAGCUUCUACACAGUUCUAUUGUUCAUACUGCUUAAGCUUACUUGUGUGUGACUCCUGCUCGGUUAGCCCAGCUCUCCCUACCCAUCCGGCCAGCUUUUUGCCAAACGCAAGCUGUUUACCUGAUCCGGUGUUCGUGGUGACAUUUUCUGUUGUUUUCCUUCGCCACCCCCUUGUGUUGCUCUUUUGGAUUUUGCUUUGGACUUGCUAUUAAAGACACUAAAACUGCUCCUCGUGUUGCCCGCCUCUGCAUAAAAUGCAGAUUAUUAGAGCAAUAUUGCAGGGAGAAGACAAAAUGACAGUAAUAAAAGAAAUGAUACCUUUAUGGGAGUAUGUUGGACAUUCUGCUUUAUGGUAUGCUGAGCCGCCUGGCAGACAGUACAUUCUAACACCUGGGUAACACAAGAUGGAUGUAAACUACACAAGUUGGACUCGUACAUGAGAAUAAUUACUUUUCCAACACUAUGUUAUGAUGCUGAAGGUAAAUAAAAGGUGCAAUUGAAGGUCACAUAAUGACUAAUUGUAUUGUUUUUCCAGAUGGUCUGUAUUUGUUGACGCUUCUUAAUGUGAGAACAUUUCAUGUAAGACAUUGCCUUUUCCUGACGGUGACUAUUGUAUUUGUGAAUAAAGGCACAU
Messenger RNA from Doryrhamphus excisus (bluestripe pipefish), 3705 nucleotides. Lineage: Eukaryota; Metazoa; Chordata; Actinopteri; Syngnathiformes; Syngnathidae. The record is from RefSeq and is a predicted model, not a curated record.